Linum trigynum is the source of this 2500-nucleotide messenger RNA. The record is from the annotation of a GenBank genome assembly. NCBI's taxonomy places the organism in Eukaryota, Viridiplantae, Streptophyta, Magnoliopsida, Malpighiales, Linaceae.
GAAAAAUGACAAUUGGUAUAGGGUAGAAGCUCCCUGCAACUAGAAGUGUUCUUCUAUUUGAUAAUAGACAUGUACAACCUCCUGGAAUCCUCGACAGAAAGCUUGCAAAAAGUUCACGAAUGAGCAUGAUUAAACACUCUAUAACUUGAUGAUAAAACUUUAAUUGUGUACAAAUUCGUAGGUCUUACACCCUCUACUUAUAGAGGUCACAAAAACAUAAAUCUAACCUUAUAAGAAUAGGAAAAAAAUUCCAAACUAGCUAGAAAACAUAAUAAAGAUUAAAUAAGGUCUAAAAAUCGUUUUUAUUACUAAAGAAAGCUCUUUAGCCGCUAAGUAAUCUCUAAAACUCGUUUUUAAUGCUUGAGGAAGCUCUUUAGCGGUUAAGCAAUCUCCCUCAUUCUCUUUUUCACACUUGGACGACUUGGGCAUCCAGAAUGUCUUACUUGGGUAGAAAGAAAGUCCUUAAAGGUUUUGGUCCUUAAACAUGUCCUAUUUCAAUUAAUAUGUAAUAAACCAGCUCUCCACUUUCAUCCAGGCCUGAUCACGACUCACAACUGAUCCUUAUACCUCAAAAUGUGUAAUAGUAAGCAACCCAUUUAUCCAUCAAGAACGUUCCCAACUAAUCAUUAUACCUCUGGAUUCGAACCUUCAUCUUUGGACCACAAGAACUAAAUAUCUUGUCUACUGAUUUUACAUCAUCAAAUUCCUAAGCCUUGCUUGUCAAGGCAUUUUCACCUAUCUUGAAUGCUCUCAUGCUCUCUUUGAACCUCUAAAUUCGUCUCUUGUUCCAUGGUCCAUGUGAAGAGAUUAUUUGACCUCGAAUAAAAUCAUAAGGGGUGAGAGUGAUCGCAUCAUUACCUCCCUCUUGAAAAACAAUUGCCCUCAAAUCUUGCUGCCACAUAUAUAUGAGUUCCCAUGGGGAAAAUUAUCAAGGGUAAUUACCGGAAAAAAAUUAUCAAGGGUGGCAGAACGUGAUGUCAACACUCAAACCGUGAAAAUCACAUGGUUCCAGGAGGGUGUAUGCUCUUACGAGGGAGGAAGAUGGGGAUCAGAUUCAGUACAACCCGACUUGGAAGGCUCCUUGGAGGAUCCCGAGCCACAGCAAAUAAAAACUUUGUUCUGGUUGGUGCUCCACAACCGACUGCUUAAGAAUGCAGAGAGGCUCCAUCGUCAUUGGAGCCAACGGAUAAGUGUCCCAUAUGAGGAGGAGGGCCUGAGAUUUCCAUCCAUGUCACGCAGGACUGUGCCUACCCUUGCGACGUGUGGUCCUAUUUCUUAGCAGAUGAGCCCGAUCGAGACUUUUUUCAGGCGGACAUUCCACGUUGGGGACUCCAUUACUUGACAGAUCGCAGCCCCAUGGUGGGCGCGUCAAUUUUCGCACUUGUUUGUUGGCAACUUUGGAAGAACCAGAAUGCUUGGGUCUUUGAGAAGCAAUUGGCGGUACCUGUAAACUUGGUUGCACGAAUAAAGAAGCCACGGAGCCAAUUUUCCUUGGACUUUCAAGCGUCGUAGAGCUUUACAGGCGAGGAAACCGGAGGUCCCUCAGACAUAUCACCUAGCAAAGUCCACCGAACGGGUGGGCAAGCCUGCAUACAGAUGGCUCAGUGAUUCUGGCUCAGUGAUUCUGGCUCAGAAUAGUGAUGCGAAAAGGGGGAUGAUAAGGAGGAAUGACGGACGAAUGCUUAAGGCAUUCUCGAUGAACCUAGGUGGCGGAUCAAUUACCCAUGUAGAGCUGGCAAGCAUCAAGCGGGGACUUUGCAUUUCCUGGGACAUGGGACUUCGAAAGCUCGUGAUUCAGAUCGACUCUGUGACAACCAUUUUGUUAAUACAGGUAGAUACCUCGAGCCACCCACAUCGUAUGCCAUUGAAGUCUAUUCGACGGUUCUUGGCUUUGGAUUGGGAGAUUACUAUUGGGCAUGUUUUUCGGGAGGGAAAUUUUGUUGUCGAUUAUCUAGCUUCUCUGGGAUGAAUGAAUUGGAUUGGGAAUCCUCGAAACGAAAACCCCAAAAUAUUUCGAGCGGGUUAAAGUGUGAAGAUAGUGUCCGACUAACAAUUGUUUUGAUCUCUUUUUGGCAAAUUGGUCAUCCACAAAGGUCCAUUCCGACUCCAGGAAGUAUUCCUCACAUCACUGCAAGCUUUGAACCCUCUGGAACAUAUCUAUUAUGAAGCUGACGAUGUUCUGACAAAGAAGAUGUUCGAGUAUACUACUGUCAAUCCAAUUCGGGAACAGUUUAGUGAAGUUUUUGAGCAAACGAAGUUCCAAACUUUGAGGUCAAAGCUUUUUGAAGUGGGGGGGGGGGGGGGCUUAUAAAAUCCAAAUUAACCAAGACAAUGAGUUGUUAUUACUUGCCAAAUAAGCUAUCCAAGUUGGCAAGAAAAGGGGCAGAAUUUGGCUAAGUGUCAAAUUCAUAUCAUGGUGCCUACUUUGGAGGUUUAUUCGAUCUGGAGGAGGAAGAUUCGAAGCAAAACGGACUUGUUACAAGAAAGUAAAACAUUUUCU